Messenger RNA from Zonotrichia albicollis (white-throated sparrow), 1857 nucleotides. RefSeq names its product sentan, cilia apical structure protein (gene SNTN). Gene Ontology annotation, molecular function: calcium-dependent protein binding; calcium ion binding; transition metal ion binding. The record is from RefSeq and is a predicted model, not a curated record. Lineage: Eukaryota; Metazoa; Chordata; Aves; Passeriformes; Passerellidae.
CUGAAUUCUUGUUUAAUUUUAGUGUGUUAAUUGAUGGAAUAAUGAGCAUUGAUUAUAUGUGUUUUGGCUUCGUCAUUGCAAUUACAGGCUCUGUUUUAUUCAUGAGCCAGUCCUAAAGAAUGCACUAGAGAUCUAAGACAGCUUAAACCUCUCAGAAAAAGGCUCUGAAUUGUUUGAGUAAUGACACUCUUAGAUGGAAAAUUAAAGGUUCUCUUUUCCCAUGCUUUUUAAGAUAAUUAAAAUCCAGGAACGGUAAGGUGGUGAACAUCCUUAUUCAUUAGCCUUCAGUAAUUUAGCUUCUACUAAAUGAGGAAAACAUUUUAAUUCUCUGGGCCAUCUGUUGCAGUCUCCUUUGUGUGUCCCGUUACAUAAAGUCUCAUCAUGGACAGUUUUAACAUCAGUAUUGUAUCCUUUCACGAGGAAAGAUGAGCUGAAUGAGGUAGCUGAAGUCACCACCUAUUAAGAGACCACCCUGGAAUUAAACUGCCUGCUUUGUCUUUAAACUUGAAGUUAUCCUGUCUAGACACCUCUAGGCAAAGGAUCCGCAGAGAGGAGCCCGUGCGUGGAGCUAGGCAGUGUGACAAGCUGUGUUUUCUAAUAGCAAUAUCCAUGCCAAUAAAUAACAAAGUUCACUGGAGCCCUUCCAGUUCCUCUAAUGCGCGCCUGCUCUGCCAUAUGGCUCCGAGCUGCUUGGGGAAGCAGCACUCCCUGCUCGGGUGGGAAGCACAGCCCAGGCUCCCUGCUGGGGCUGCCUUGGAGCUGGUUUGGAGGCAGAGCAGGGCUCUUUGCACCGUGAUGGGGAAAUAGAAUAAAUAUUAGAGUAGGAGUGUGCUCACCUAGGAUAAAUGCUGGAUCAGGAGCUAGGAAAUGCUUGGAUUCCAGCUCUGGCUGCAGGAAUAACUCACUUUAUAGCUUGGGGCAAGUUACAUUAUCCCACAGCAGGAAUGUUUCUCAUUAAAAUGAUAAUUUGUAUAGAUGAGUGGGUGCAGUGUCAAAGUUAUUCCCGAUGCAAAGUUACAUCCCCACAGGUCUGAGAGGGUCCAGGUUCCAUUAUGAGUUGGGUUUGUUUCUGUCAAAUUCUCCUGUGAAAUUCAAGCCCCACUGCUUGCCAGCCCAGCAGUGCCUUCCUGCUGCAGACCGGGGUAUUUCACUGGCUCCAGGAUUCCCAGGUAGUGUUUGCAUUAUUGAUAGGCAUGGCUACAAGCAGGCUGCUUCCACGGGGCAGAGCUUCCAUCCACCUGCUUGCUAUUACCCCGUUGCCUGGAGAUCACAAACAGCCUGGCCUGGAGAUGUGUGGCUGCAGAACAAGUGUUCCCAGUAUGAAGCAGUACUCAGUCAGUCAGCCUGCUCCUGCUGCCACCAAAAAAGGCCCUCCAGCUGCUGCAGGCAUGCCCAAGGGUGUACCCGUUGCCAAGCAGCUGGCAUCAAUAAAAGCUCUAAGAAAAGGCUCAGACCUUGAAAAGGCUUUUGCUACAGCAGCUUUGGUGUAUAACAACCAUGCUGACCCUGAGAGCAAGCUCAGCAAGUCUGAAACCAAGAGCUUACUGCAAUCCCAGUUCUGGCACUUCAUCCAGGGCCAAGAAAACAAACCAAAAUACCAGGAAAUAAUUUCUUCCUUGGAUGAGGACUCAGAGAACAAAAUUAAUUUUGAAGACUUCAUGAUCUUGUUAGUCAGUCUCACUCUGAUGUCUGACCUGCUGCAGGAGAUCAAAAAUGUGAAAACCACAAAAUGAUUUGUGAUUUUAAAGAAGAAAUGGCCUGGCAGCAUGUGAGGAAAGCAUGAGUGAGGUACACACAGAGUGCCUGGGUUCCCUGUGCUGGUCCCUUUUAAAUGGAAUAAAGUUGUGUCCAAACCUG